Molecule: messenger RNA, 225 nt
Organism: Dacryopinax primogenitus
Lineage: Eukaryota; Fungi; Basidiomycota; Dacrymycetes; Dacrymycetales; Dacrymycetaceae
Exons: 2
Coding region: 1-225 (74 amino acids)
Source: RefSeq, a predicted model, not a curated record
AUGGGAGUGGACCACAGGAACAACUGUCUGGAGCUGGAGAACAGCCAUAUUGUCAUGGUUGGUGGCACUCUGCAGAGCUCAAGAGGGAAUGGCUUCAUGGGACGGACCCCCAUGUUCCCUGCUGAGCCUAAUGGACUUGUCUGUCUGCCUCCGGCAUACUCCUGGAACCUGUUAGGGCAACACAGGCUGACUAAGUCUGCUCACCUAAGAGUGCCAAGAGUCUAA